CGGGGCCUGGCCGGGCCGGGUCGGCGCGUCUCGGUUUUGGCCCUUACCGGGGGCAGGCCGUGAGCAGGCCGCGGCGGCCGCAGGUGGAUGCUCGCGGCCCGGCAUGGAGCAGGCCUGCGAAGUGAGCCGCCGCAGUUGCCUCGUCCCCUUCGGUACCUCGCUGGCGGUUGCCGAGGCCAAAGCCGGGCCGUUUGGCGAGGGCCGUGGCUCCGAGCCUCCCGCCAUGCAGCUGGCCACGGCUAAGUCUGUCUACAGUCAGGAUCCCUCGUCCUGCUACAUCCCGUUGCGCCGGCUGCAGGACUUGGCCUCCAUGAUCAACGCCGAGUAUCUCGGUGGUGCCACCGACGGCGCUGAGGCCCUGCCCGACCCCAGCUCGCCACCCCCACGCCUUUCUGCACAGCAGGACCCAGCGACAGACGCCGACGAACCCGGCCCAGCGGUUGACGCGCCCCGCGGGGCCGUGGCCAUUCCUCUGCUCCUACGGGACAGCAGAGAGGAGGUGGCGGCGGAGGAGGAGGAGGGCACCGAGACGCCGGAGGAGGAGGAGGAGGAGGACGACGACGACGACUACGAGGAGGAGGAGGAGGAGGAGGAAGAAGAAGAGGAGACGGUGGACGGGGAGGAGGAGGCGACGGCGGCCGAGCCCGGCUCGCGGAGUCGCGGCCUCCCAGCUCCGCAGCAGGACGCCGGCAACCAGCUGCCGCCCCACUUGCAGCCGGACGAGCUGGUGACGACGGUACCGGACGGCGGCCCCGGGGAAAAGCCGGAGCCUUCCGCCGCGGCGACGGCCCUACAGCUUAUCCGAGCCAAGAAGAAACCUACUCCAGUGAAGUAUGAAGUUGGGGAUCUUGUUUGGGCCAAGUUCAACAGACGCCCAUGGUGGCCAUGCACAGUUUGUCAUGACCCAGUGCUGGACUGUCACUCAAAAAUGAAAGUUUCCAGUCGGAGACCAUACCGAGAGUACUAUGUGGAUGCCUUAGGAGACCCUUCAGAGAAAACCUGGGUUGCUGGGAAAGCAAUUGUCCUCUUUGAGGGAAGACAUCAGUUUGAAGAGCUGCCUGUUCUUCGACGAAGAGGAAAGCAAAAGGAAAAAGGCUACAAACAUAAGGUUCCCCAAAGAUUUAUGGCUAAAUGGGAAGUCAGUGUUGGACAGGCAGAAGAUAUUCUUCUCGGGGGGCCAGAGGAUCAGAAGUGCAGCCAGAACUCCAUCGAGGUGGACAGUGAGAAGGAAUUGCAGUCGGAAUACUAUGCCAAUGGCCCUGAAGCAGAAAGGGACAGGCAGCUGAAUGGCUGUUUUAAAUCCUUGGUGUUUGACUCCAGACGCCUGCCCAGUGAAAAAGGAAAAUUACACAUUAAGCCACACGUGAAAAAGAGCUCUGACAACAGAAAAAGGACUAGAGUAAAAAAGAGUAUUGCAAGAAGGGAAGCAUCUAGGGGAGAGAUGAAAGUAAAAACACCAGAGAGCAUAGUUAGUAACGUGAUUGCUGGGGACCUACCAGAUAAACACGCAUCUCAUGAGCUUCGCCGGAUUGCCAGCAGCCUAACAGCAUCCAGUGGCACCAGGGAAAACCAUUUGCUUUCUUCCUUUGGAGAAAGACAUUUUGAAAAGACAGCUUUGAAAACGGACUAUGAGGAUCGUAAAAGCGAUGCUCUGAAGAACACACUCCAAGGGGAUUUGUUUUCCAGUGCAUCUUUGGAGCGAGAGAAGAGUUCCCUGGGCAUUGUGUGCAGUUCCAAAUUACAAAUACACUAUUCUGCAUCUGAUACUGGUAUUGAGAAAAAGCAAACUGAAUCAGAUUCAUCCUCUUCCCUCUCAGAUGGUGGGAACAGUGAUAUAGAUACCGUGGACCAAAGUUCAGAGAGAGCCUUUAGCACUGUUGAAGUUAGUGAUUCUUCAGAUAAAAUGGAGAAGGAUUUUCCUAUGACAUCAAGUGGCAACAUGAAGCUUUCCACUUGUCUUUCUCAGAAGAGCAACAGAAGGGCCAGGAAGAAGUUGUACCGAGAUCGCAAACCUCUGGGAGGUUCAGUAACAAGCAGACUCGAUGCUGAAUUUGCAGAUCGCGGGAUUGAAGUAGGCUUCUCUGAUGCUGAGAUGUCAUUGACAGCUCUUGAGUGCUCCUCAAAUGUGAGAAAUGACAGUCUUUCUCUAGCAAAGAAGCAUGCUACUCCCCAGAGUGCUUCCAAAGAUGGCUCUUGGACCGCUGUUUCAAAUCAAGCAACCUUAAAACCGAAAAGCAUGAAAUUGCCACGAGUCAGGAGUAUAAAAUGCAAACAUAAAGAAAAAGUUACGGGGUUGGAGCCCUCUCUUGCAGAAGAGGAGGGUGGCAUGAACUGCUGCUCUUCUGUUACCAAAGGUUUCUCUGGCCUUCAGAGAGAUUCUGUUCAGAGAAGCAGAAAAGUCGAUGGUCAGAAACUGUUAAACAACUUGCAUGAGAAAACCAGGGAUUCUGCCGAGAUAGAAACAGCUGUGGUGAAACACGUCUUGUCCGAGCUGAAGGAGCUGUCCUACCGGUCUAAGAAUGACGAGGCUGGUGACUCUGGCACUCCAAAGGCUGCACCUUUACUUUUCUCUUCUGCCUCUGGUCACGGUCGAUUGCCUAUUGAGCCAGAUUACAAGUUCAGCACCUUGUUAAUGAUGUUGAAGGAUAUGCAUGACAGUAAAACAAAAGAACAACAACUGAUGACUGGUCAAAAUAUAGUCCCCUUCCGAAAUACCAGCACAGCUGAUGGUUCUGGAAGCAAUUCUGCGAGUGGUCUGAAGUCCUUGUCUAUCGUAGGUCCCCCAUAUAAAAUAGAAAAAAAUGGAGAUUGUGUCCAGGAAACAGCAAAUCCAAACUCUGCUAUAAGCAACUCCUCACUUUCACGCAAUCCUCCAACCAAGUUGUCGGGGAUUGGUACUGGUAAAAGGGAGCCUGCCAGUGCUGCCGUUUCUGGGACAAACGGUGCAAAUUGUGUGCCCAAACGCAACUGUUCAAAAUCUAAGCAGUCAUCACAGCUUGGAGAUAAAACAGUUUCAAACAGAAAGGACUUAAAACCAGGAGGGCCAAGUAAGUUGCUAAGUCGGUUAUCCAGAGGUUCAGGAGAAGGUGCAUUCCGUGUUCGUGGUUCGGUUACCGGUCCUCUAGGUAAUGAGGCAGAAGAUGCUGAGAGGCAAGAGGCUAUUGAUUUAACAGAACAUUCAACUGAUGAAGAGUCUGCCUGUUUAUCUGAUGACAAUUUAGGUCGUGUUGGAAGGAGACCUGAAGCUGGUAGAAAUAUUGAGAGCUACGCUUCAGCUGAAAAUGGGGAGAGUCCAGACUUGGAUUCAGAGGCAAAUAGUGAGAGCUCUCUUGGUGAUGAGUCUAAUGGUGUAAAUCACGUAGCACCCAAAAAGCGAUGGCAGCGUUUUAACCAAAGCAGUGCUAGAUCUAAUAAGCACACCAAUAGAUCUAGGGAACAAGGAAACUUGGAGAGUGCCUUUGGCCUGAAUUCUCGUGGCUUUUCACUGAAGGGAAAUGAGUGCUUGGGACGUAGGCAUUCCCCUCAUCCAAAGGUGCUUGAGGGACACCUGACAGAGCAGGACUAUGAGAAUCAUGUAGACUUAGUUGAGAAGCGUUUGAAUGUAUGUGGUAAGCCAAACAACAGUGUGAUGGACUCAGAAACAGAGCUUGGCAACUUUGCUCCCCAGUCUGAAUUCUCUGCACAAGUACAUUCAGAGAGGAAGCGCCUUAGAAAGCCAAGCAAACGGCUUCUGGAAUAUGCAGAAGAAUAUGAUCACUUAUUUGCACCCAAGAAAAAAUCAAAGAAGGGCCAGGAGCAAUUGCAAAAGGUGAGUUCUGUGACAAGAUCCGAAUUAGAAGGAGGUCUUCCUGCACAAUGCAGUCCUGACAGAGAUGCCCAGCGGGAGACAAGUCCUUUGGUUUCAACUCCAUCUUCAACCAAAGAGUCCCCUCCCAUCCUUGAAGCAGAGCACCCCUUCUCAGAACUAGGAUCCCAUUCUGCUGAUCCCACUAAUCAACCUGUAGAACAACCUUCAGAUUUUCCAGAACUGGUGCUGUCUUCCUCAGAUGUUUCUGAAGUUUCUGCUUCUCCAGAUGCAGAAGAGAGAUUUCUGAAAUCAGGGAACUUUGAAAGCAAGCGUCAGCGGAAGCCCACGAAAAAGCUCUUGGAAUCCAAUGAUUUGGACACCACCUUUAUGCCAAAGAAAGAGGAGUGGACUCCCCCAAAGAAGGGUGCUGGUCCUUCAGAGAGUGACAGCUCUGAGCUCUACUCACCAGCCCACUUCUCGGACCUGGGAGAAGCUUCUGAAAAGCUCUCAGAGAAGCAGCGGAAGCGGAAGAGGCAACGGCAUCCCUCUGCUGCAGUGCAUUCCAAAAAGGAGAGAAAUGAGAUGCGCCUGAGGGACACCCCACACUCUGAGGGGGAGGCACUGGUUCAUGGGACUGCUGUAAGCCCUGAAGAGGGGUCAGAGAACGACCACGGAGUGCCUUCAUCUAAAAAGAUGCAGGGGGAGCGUGGAGGAGGAGCAGCUCUUAAGGAGAACGUGUGCCAGAUCUGCGAGAAGCCAGGGGAGUUGCUGCUGUGUGAGUCUCAGUGCUGUGGUGCUUUCCACCUGCAGUGCCUUGGGCUCUCUGAGAUGCCAAAGGGCAAAUUCAUCUGCAAUGAGUGUUCCACAGGGGUCCAUACCUGCUUUGUGUGCAAGACCUGCGGGGAAGAUGUGAAACGGUGCUUGCUGCCCCUCUGUGGGAAGUAUUACCACGAAGCGUGCAUACUGAAGUACCCACCCACAGUCAUGCAGAACAAGGGCUUCCGAUGCUCCCUGCACAUCUGCAUGACUUGUCAUGCUGCUAACCCAGCAAACAUCUCUGCCUCUAAAGGUCGCUUGAUGCGCUGCGUGCGGUGCCCGGUUGCCUACCACUCCAAUGACUUCUGCCUUGCUGCUGGCUCUGUGGUCCUCGCCUCCAACAGCAUCAUCUGCCCCAAUCACUUCACUGCACGGAGGGGCUGCCGCAACCAUGAGCACGUCAACGUCAGCUGGUGCUUCGUCUGCUCGGAAGGGGGCAGCCUUUUAUGCUGUGAGUCGUGCCCGGCUGCAUUUCACCGUGAGUGUCUAAACAUUGAGAUGCCAGAGGGAAGCUGGUAUUGUAAUGAUUGCAAGGCAGGCAAAAAGCCACACUACAAGGAAGUAGUCUGGGUGAAAGUUGGGCGCUACAGGUGGUGGCCAGCUGAGAUUUGCCAUCCUAGGACAAUUCCUGUCAACAUCCAGAAAAUGAAACAUGACAUUGGCGAGUUCCCUGUGCUGUUCUUUGGCUCCAAGGAUUACCUGUGGACCCACCAGGCCCGUGUAUUCCCUUACAUGGAAGGCGAUGUCAGCAGCAAAGACAAGAUGGGAAAGGGUGUGGAUGGCAUAUAUAAGAAAGCUCUUCAGGAAGCUGCAGUAAGAUUUGAAGAAUUGAAGGCACAGAAAGAGCUGAGACAGCUACAGGAAGACAAGAAGAAUGACAAGAAACCUCCUCCCUACAAACACAUCAAGGUGAACCGGCCAGUGGGCAAGGUGCAGAUCUUCACUGCGGACCUGUCCGAGAUACCACGCUGCAACUGCAAACCAACAGAUGAAAACCCCUGCGGUCUGGACUCGGAAUGCAUCAAUCGCAUGUUGCUCUAUGAAUGCCACCCCUUGGUGUGCCCUGCUGGGGAGCGCUGCCAGAACCAGUGCUUCUCCAAGCGGCAGUACCCUGAGGUACAGAUUUUCCGCACGCUGGCGCGAGGCUGGGGCUUGCAAGCCAAAACAGACAUCAGAAAGGGUGAAUUUGUUAAUGAGUAUGUUGGGGAGUUAAUUGAUGAAGAGGAAUGCCGAGCCCGAAUCCGCUAUGCUCAGGAGCAUGACAUCACCAAUUUCUACAUGUUGACACUGGAUAAGGACCGGAUCAUCGAUGCUGGGCCAAAGGGCAAUUACGCUCGGUUCAUGAACCACUGCUGCCAGCCAAACUGUGAGACUCAGAAGUGGUGUGUGAAUGGUGACACACGGGUCGGGCUCUUCGCCAUCGUAAACAUCAAAGCCGGGACUGAGCUCACUUUCAACUACAAUCUGGAGUGUUUGGGAAAUGGAAAGACCGUUUGUAAAUGUGGUGCCCCAAAUUGCAGUGGCUUCCUAGGAGUACGGCCAAAGAGCCAGCCCAGCCUCACCGAGGAAAAGUCCAAGAAGCUAAAGAGACGGCCGCAGAUGAAGCGCAGGUCGCAGGCGGAGGUGAUGAAGGAGCGAGAGGAUGAGUGCUUCAGCUGUGGAGACGGAGGGCAGCUAGUUUCCUGUAAGAAGGCAGGCUGCCCCAAGGUAUACCAUGCGGACUGCCUCAACCUGACCAAGAGACCUGCAGGAAAAUGGGAGUGCCCGUGGCAUCAGUGUGAUGUGUGUAGUAAGGAAGCUGCCUCCUUCUGUGAGAUGUGCCCCAGAUCCUUCUGCAAGCAGCACCGGGAAGGCAUGCUCUUCAUCUCUAAGCUGGAUGGACGUUUAUCCUGCACAGAGCAUGAUCCCUGUGGGCCUAACCCUCUAGAGCCAGGAGAAAUUCGUGAGUAUGCGCCUCCCAUAGAAGCCCUGGCUGAUGGUGAGGACACUCAGCCACCAGAGCAGCCACCUGCAGACACAGACAUGAGUGUUCAGCCUCUGGACAGUCUACCUCAGUCUGUGGCACUCAGACUGCAGUCACCAGAAAAGCCCCCUGCUACCCUUGCCCUGAGGCUGCCGCCAACAGACAAGCCCCCCACCACCGUAGCCCUGAAGUUGCAGCCAUCAAACAAGCCCCCCACCACCCUGGCCCUUAGGCUACCUCCACCAGACAAACCACCUGCCACCCUGGCACUGAGACUGCCACCAUCAAAUAAACCCCCCACAACCUUGUCAUUGAGGCUGAAGCCAUGCAACAAACCCCCUACCACCCUGUCACUCCGGCUGCAGCCUUCGGACAAACCUCCCACCACCCUGUCACUCCGCCUGGAGCCAUCGGACAGGCCCCAGGCUGCCCUGUCCCUCAGGCUGCAGUCGGAGAAGCAGCCAGUAGUUUUGGCACUGAAGCCUCAGCAACCCGACAAACCUCCUGCCAAUGCAGUGCUGUGGCCACUGGAUGAGUCCUCCAGUGAUGAUGCCACACAGCCUCAUCUGCAGAGCAACUCUCCUCCAGGAACUCCACCAUUGUUGGAUGAGUCACUUGUUAGUGCUGAUGCCCUGCAACUCCAGCUGUCAGAUGAGCCUCAGGCUGUCCCUGGGGUUUUGGGGUUAUCAGCCAAGUCUCUCAUUGAUACCAGGACCCAGCAGUCUGAACUGCUGGAUGAGUUCCCAGCUAAAUGCAUGCAUUCACAACUGUCAGACAGACUUCUCACCACGGUGGAGACCCUGCAGUCCGAACCAGAGGAUGAUCCUCCUGCGGCCAGUCAGCUUCAGCCAUUGGACAGAAUCUCUGCUCAGAGUCUGCAGCUUCGAUCUAUGGAAAAGGUUUCCAGCUCUGUGGCACCGCAGGUCCCAGCGCUGGAAAUGGCGCCCAGUCCUGGGAUGAUGUGGCCUCUGCCCAUUGAAAAAGUCCCUGGCUCCCCGGUCUCAAGGAUCCUACCAAGAGAGAAAACUCCUGGAUCGUCUGUGCCACGGACCCCAUCUCCAGAGAAGGCUUCCUUCUCUGGGCUAGUGCAGGUCUCAUCUGUGGAGAAUGCUCCCAGCUCUGGGAUGCCAGGUCCCCUGCUGCUGGAGAAGGCUUCUGCCUCAGGGAUGCCACGGGUGCUGCCUCCAGAGAAGACUUCUGCCUCUCGGUCACCACAUGUCCUGCCCACAGAGAAGGCUCUUGGCUCAGGGGCCUUGCGGAUCCCACUCACACAGAAGGCUCUCGCCCCUGGGGUGCUGCGGCCUGUACCUCCAGAGAAGGCUGCUGACUCCGGGGCCCUGCGGGUCCUGCCUUCAGAGAAGGCUCUUGGCUCUGGAGCAGCUCGGCCUCAGCCCUUGGAGAGGCCUCUCACCCUUACAGCCCCAUGGCCCCAGGCAUCAGAUAAGCUGGCUGCUGCUGUGGCUCCUCGGCCUCAGGCCUUGGACAAGCCUCUGGCUGUGUCAGCUCCAAGGCUGUUGCUGUCAGAGAAGGCGCUGCGGCCUGUCGACCAAAAUGCUCAGCUGAAGGAAAGAGGAGCCUCAGCCGUGGAGUUGAGUCCGCAGCAGAAAGAGAGGACCAUGUUAGCUGGUGAGCAAAUCUCUUGGUCUGCUGGGAAAGCAGUGGCACAUGUCGGACAGGUGUCUUGGCCUACAGAGAAACUACAGACGCACGAGCAAACCCACUGGCCCACGGCAAAAGCCCUGGCGCCUGCAGAGCAGCCUCCUCGGACAGCAGAGAAGCUACCAGAGACGACCCUUCAGCCCAGUUGGGAAGUUGCCUCAGCCCCUGCAGAGCAAACCCCUUGGACAUCAGAGAGAUUGCGUGCAUUCGAGCAGACCCCUCGGCCCGCCAGGGAAGCGCCAGUGCCCCCGGAGCAGAUGCAGUGGCUUGUGACGAACAUUCAGACUAUUGACCAGAUUACCUGGCUGAGUGGGAAAGCACAGACUCCUCGGGGGCAGGACCCUUUGCCUGAACAAAACACAGCGCUGGCCUGUAACCAGGAUUCUGUCUGUCGUGAAUUGGCCGACUCAGAGCCAAAGUGAGGUUGGUGAAUAUGGGAGGCAGGUUUCAGGCUUUUAAUGUUUAGGGAGGGGGAAUCUUUGUUUUGGGUGUUUUGGUUUUAUUUUUCGUUCACUUCCCUGAGCCCAGCCCCUAACCCAUGCACAUCACAUCCAUAUUCUCUUGUAACAUGAGCAAGGACAUUCUCUUAAGCCUAAGUGUGGCUCAGCUGAAGGGAGAGAGCAUUCAUGACCUUUUCAUCUUACUUUUACAAACAGUGAAGCUGAAAUAAAGAGUCCACUCUGGAUAAAAACCUCCAGUUCCAUUGAAAUGGUCACAUUUUACUGAUCCACUGUGUUCGAGCUCCAGCUCCAAUUUGUAGGAGUGUUCCCAGGUACAGCUAGGGGGCUUGCCCUUCGUACUCUAUUUAAAGGAAGCAGAUCAGUCAGGCUGCCCUGUGACUGGAGAUGUUUCAGGGGCCAGGCAGUGAGCAGUCAGGUGUGUGCCCUUGCCAGGCUUUGGUAGAAGCAGGGAAGGGGUUUGUUUGUUGUCUGCCCGGGUCUCUGUCCCUACAGGGUGUUGUUUUGCAAGGUUUGUAUGUUCACUGAGAUGUGCUGUGUGCAUGGUUCACUGAAGUACAGGUAUUGCCUCCAGCCAAGCUGGGAGAGGAGCCCACUCAGCUCACUCAGUGUGGUUUUCUCCAGGAAUAGACUGUAUCCAUUUGAGCUCCUUUGUACAAAGCUACAUUUGACCAGGCCCAAGAAACAGGGAAUCCGAAGGAGUUCAGGGCAAAGAGAUCUUGGAAGAAACCAUCCUGCAGUUUUUUGUUCUCAUGUCUUAAUCUUUUAGCACAGGACACACAGAGUGUUUCCUGCACUUAAAAACAUUGCAACCUAUAAAACAGCAAUAGUAGGGUAGGGCAGGGUGGGUUUCCCCGAGGUGCUGAGCACCACUCUGGCAGAGUGGUGGUGCUCCCUUUCAGAUUUCCAUCCAGUCUAUUCUGUUGUCACCAUGAGCCAGCAGACUGAGCAGUUUUUCUCCCCUUACCUCAAACAUGUUCAGGACAUGUUUUCGUCAUACCUGGUCCUUCUCAGCAGCCAGAUGUGCUGCCAGGCAGUGAGUGAAGCCUGUACUGUUCACUACACAGCAUGGAGGCAAGGUUGCUGUAGCUGUGAGGACCCAUCUCAACACCUUCCUCUUGGGUAGGUUCUGGCCUAACACUUCUGCAGCCAAAGGAGACUUGAAUUAACUGGACUGUGUUGGUGUGCAUGUGUGUGCGUGUCCUUCCAACUGAAUAGUAGUUCUCACACUGGAACACAGUGGGCUCCAGCAGCUGGCUGGCUUUCUUUUUUCCCCUCUUGUCCUUUUUCCAGUUAAGAUGCACCUGGUUUUACCAAGCUAGUGCUGUUUACUCAACCAUUGAGGCAGAAGUUCACUUGGCCAUGGUACUCAUGAGGCAAUCAGUAGAAUCCUAGGGACUCGCACAGUAGCAUUUGCAACCAACAGCACCUUCGUGAGUGACAUGGCUCAGUCUGGGUGGGUUCAUUGUCCUGCCAAGGAAGCACUGUUGACCAGCUCACUCACCCGGUCUCACAGCACAUUACCUCCGUGAUUUGCCUAUUCAGGUGCCACAGCCUCAGAACUCUGCCAACAGACCCUUGCACAGCUCCAGUGUAUCAUUCUUCCAGACAAAUCCUUGGGUCCCUUCCUGGAAUGGGAAUGUGGGGUUUGAAGCUGACCCUUUUCCUCUGUUAUGGGAGGGGCUCCUUGUUCCCACCUGGUUUGCAAGUGCCUGCUGCUGCCAGAACAGGUGGUCCUGAGCUUUGUGGUUUUUGAUGAAGGGAGGCAGACACUUGGACUGAGACAAAUCCUGACCCACUCUCCUUGCCUGAUGCGAGCACCCUGAGACGACACACUGCUGUAAAGGCCAAGUGUGCUGGGCAUGAGGGGACAUUACCAGUGCUAUGGUGCAUCUCUUUUCUAGUCCAAAUCAUUUCAGAUCCUUUGUAGAAUAGCUGUUGACUUCAAAAGCUUUGUGGCUUAUGGAAACUUACUGUUCAGUGUUGUUUUUCCGGGAAGACUGGCAGGUCAGUUUCUGCUUGCUGCUGAAACUGGGGAAAUGCAAGCAGCUUGUGUUUCUGCGGGACUCCUGCACAAAGGGAAUCAGGACAACUCCUCAGAGCCAUUGAGAGAGCAGAUAAUCUAAGGGCAUUCAUAACUUUCUUUUUUUUUUAAGAAAACAAAAUUUAAAUAGUAAUGCUGUUCAGUAUAUUAAGUAUUUAUCUUGUGCAAGAAGGAAAAUAAAUCUUGACUUUACAUUUAUAGGCCUUCCCAUGAGCUGGACUUAGUCACGUAGAUUGUGUAAGUAGGGUUACCUCCAUGCCAGCCACCCAGCCAGCUACAGCUGUAACCAGAAAGGUAUCUGCACUGCUCUGUCCACCUCUGCUUCGCAUUGUCACGUGUUAACUAGUUACUUGUUUCAUGAAAAAUAAACUGUGAAUAUUUUUGGUGCAGGCUUUUUUAAAUCUGUAAAAUGGAGAAGUUCUCAAUGAAUUCUCAUAAGUGCAGGUUUGAAAAAAAAACAGAUCACUUCUCUAAAUCGUGUGCUCGUGUAGUGGGGUGAGGCUCACAGCAAGCAGCAGCAGGCUCUUACCCAAAAGCUUGUUUUGAACAGUGAAUGUGGAUUGAACCGUUGCAUGGCAUUUCAAACCCACAGCCUUAUUCCUUGCAUCUGUCUGUACUCUGCCUAUCUUCUCCCUUCAUGCCUUUUCUAUAAGGAUCCAGGUUUCUGACGUGCUUCCUUCUGGUCACUCUCGGAAAGGUCACUUCAGCAUAGCUGGAAGGCUGCUCAAUAAAAUCAGUGUUUGGAAAAUUCAUUGAAGGAGGAAGCCAGCAAGCUACUCUUCGCUCCUCACCCUCCUUGGUCCCCUGAGCUAUGCUGUCAGAUCAGGAGGGCUUUUUCAGAUGUGUGUGGGGCUUUCAGAGGGAGUAGUGGUGCUUUUAGGAAUUAACAUCUCUGCUGGGUCACCUCAAGACAGGCAAGGCCUCCCCAGGCGUGGAAGUAUAUCCCAGGAGUUGUGUCACCCUGUCUGUCCUCAUGGCAGCAAAACCCUCACAAAAGCGAUUCUGGGCUUCUUCAGCAUUUGAGGCAACUUGCUGUUGGCAGCAGCUGGUAGCACUGCCUGGGAGGAGGAGAGGGGGAUGUCCAUACCAGAGUAACUAGGUUAAUUGGUACCUUCAGAGCUCAGCCAGUUUGAGUCACUGGGGUUUUUGAAGGCAGAGGAAAACAGCAUAUAAUACACAACCCUUGGCAAACCUCUCCUGAAUGCUUCUGCUCUGUCCUCCACAAGCCCUUGUCCUAGGCUCAAACAGCUUUACUGCAGCCUCAUAGUUAAGGCCACAGUGCUUAUUUUCUGCUUCAAAGGAAUCCAGUCACUUGCCCACUAACACUCCUGGGUCAGCUGCGACUGUAACCAGGAUGAAGUGACUUGCGUUCAGUCACUGGUGGGGAGAGCUGCAGGAGCAGAAUUGUAAGUGUAAUCAGUUCUGCUCAGCACUGUGUCUCUUCUAUCAUCCCAGGGGGAUGCGGGAUGCUUAUGGGAACUUUGCCCACUUGUAGGAAUGUCUCUCCUUGUUCUGAAGGGGAUGAAAGAUUUGCUCCCAUACAAUGCUUCACCAAUCAACACACUUGCUGUGAAGAUAGCUUGGCUGCCACUGCUCAGAACAGUGGGCUCUGUCUCACGGUGGAACCAACUUCAGUGGUGGAUUUUUGUGCUGAGCAGAUGUCUCAGUUGACCUUUAGUGAUGGAGAAGCUUUGGUGAGGGACUUGGGUGGACAUGGGCUAGCGUUAGGGUCCCCCUGUCCAGGCAGGGGAGGAAGAACCACUUCAGGGCCUGUGGGAUUGCCCCAUGAGGGAGGUGGGCACAGGCAACUGUCUUGUGUGACUUGUCCCAUCUGUACCAGCUUGCCGUCAGCCAGGACUCUGAUGAAUCUGGCAUAAAAAUGACCACUGUCAGAGCUAUCUCCUACUCUAUAACUUCACUAACUAGUUUGUGGUAGCUUGCUUUAUUGAUGUCCUUGUGAAAAAACUUUCCCUGUUGAAAAACCCACAAGAUCCAGAUUCAAUUCAGUGCAUAAAUUAUUCAGGUGGUGCUGAGGGUACAUCGGUUGCAAUUCAGGGUUAAGCCACCACAGGUUUGGCUUUGAAGGUGUAUCUGUUAAAAUUGACAAGAUGAGAGAUGAAUCUACAGGACAGCAGCGUACUGAGGUGAGACAGUAGGGAUUGAGGGUGCUAGAACAACUCCGUUUCACAGGAGGAAAGAAAGAGUGCAACCCUAACCCUGAUACAUCUCUGCAGUGUUUUGACCUGAGCAUGCUGUGGAUGUGUGCUCCUUCCUGGGCACCACAGCCAGCAUUGUGGUGGGCGAGGGGGAGUUUGAGAAACCUCAGACCUUCAACACUUUAUUUUUAAUUUCAGCCUUCUGAUUCUUGCUUAGUGUUUGGAAUACUUGUAACCUGCUUGUAAUGUGCUUUGCCCUAAAUUACUGAUAAGGCUUUGCCAGCCAGUGUUAAAGUGGCAAACUGUGCAGCUACUCCUGAAAGUACAGAGGGGCCUGCAAGGGCUUGCACCGUGUUUGAUUGCCUGGGUUUUGUCCGUGCUAAUUGAUCAUUUGUGAUAGUGAUGACACUGGUAGCAGCAUUUGCAGCUAAGGCUGUGCUCUUGCAGCAGUAUGGCCACCCCCAUGGCUCCUAGGGCCUGGGAGAUGGGAUGCUGGAGCCUGGGGACUGCUCUUCUGCUUGCUUGGCUUCAACCGCGGUCUCAGCCUGUGGGGUGGCAGUGCUAUCACUUAGCUGAAGGCGGGAAAAGGCAAAAUUUCUGCUUGUGGUCCUCUAAAAAUGACAGAAUCAAAGUCUAGUGCAGGGAGGCGGAGUGCAUGAGCAUAGGCUGGAGAAGUGACAGUGAUGGACAGUCCCUACAGCACUGAAUCUACCUCCUAGGGAAAUCUGAGAAAUGGGUGUUGUGAUGGCCUAUUUCAAGGUGACAUUCUAAUCAGUUUGCCCUUGGCAAAGCACUUGGGCUAUUGUGGUGCUAUUGUAACCUGUUCGGCAGCUCAGCACAGUAGGGCUGAACUCACGGCUCUUAGCCUGCGGGCUGGGGGUUUCUUUGCCAGUUGAAUCCUGUCCCCUGAUAGCUGGGGCUGGGCUUCAGCACGUGUGACAGAAACAAGACAAGGCGUGACUUGGUUCCUUGAAUUUACGAUGGUUUUGAGACUCAAACCAGUGUGCCAGUGGGCCCCGUGAGCACAGGGAGCGAGUGGAGCCACACGAAGCAAAGCAGGCGUCCGCUAACUGCAUGUUCUUUGUGUCCGUUUGGUACUGAGCUGGUUUCAGUUUUUGCCUUUUUUUUUUUUUUUUUUUCCUUUCUUUGCCCUGAUGUUUCCAAGUUGUUGACUUCAAGGAACUGGGUUUUGUGUAUUUUUUUAGACACUGGGAACUUGUUAAAGGAAAAGCAGCAGCACCGGGAGACUAAAGAUGGAGCAUGGCUGGCACUGAGGGCAGCCCCUGCCUGUGUGGAUGGGAGGAGGUGAGGUGCAUUGGAGCAGGCAAGGAGCAGCUUUCCCUGCUAUAGGUAGCAGAUGUCUUCUGGCAGUGGUACUCCUGGCCCUAUUCAGCCGUAGUGCUGAGCUCCGUGCUCUGCCAGCUUGCUCGCCUCCAAGACACCAAACAUGUCACGUACUGCACCUGGCAUUGAAUGUCCCCUGCCACCCUCCACUUGGUGGGGGUCCUGACUGCUGGCCGCUUACUGCCCAGAGAUAUGGUGGGGCCACCCAUGGCAGUGGUUGAAGCUGUGAGCAGGUUUGCUCAGGGAGUGGGGGAAGUCCUUGGUGUGAGCAGCCCCAUGCUGCAUUUGUCUCCCAUUGAGGUCUGCUGUCCGUAGAGUGUGGAGGCAGAGAAGGGGUCCCCUGGAGGGUCUUAAACCCUGGAGGGAAACCUGAUGGAAGUCAAAAGUGCCUGGCUGAGGCAGGGGUCAGCCAGAGCUGCAAGCAGGCACUGGGGUGAGCACAGCAGGGGGCACAUGUGGCUGCUUGGGCCUGGCCAGGGUUCAUCUGUCAGUUCUAAGAGGGAACACCAGAGCAGGUGAGAGAAACGUACAUAUUUCCAGCAUGUAUAUUAUUUUUAGAAGAGGGAGAGGGGGGAGUCUUGGACCAUUGAUUACUUUCAUUUUGCUCCCCUUAGACUGUUGGCUGUGUAUGUGAAACUUAAAAUGAAAAGAGGGUUGCCCUGCCCAGGUGCUCCCAGAACAUGUACUGUAAUUCUUUGUACAUAGAAGAAAAAUUACUGUAAAGUAAAGUUUAACUUUACUCUCGA
Messenger RNA from Pogoniulus pusillus (Red-fronted tinkerbird), 14973 nucleotides. It is a transcript of the gene NSD1, whose product is annotated as nuclear receptor binding SET domain protein 1. Bases 104 to 8647 code for a protein of 2847 amino acids. NCBI's taxonomy places the organism in Eukaryota, Metazoa, Chordata, Aves, Piciformes, Lybiidae. Gene Ontology annotation, cellular component: nucleus. The record is from RefSeq and is a predicted model, not a curated record. The transcript is spliced from 23 exons. Gene Ontology annotation, molecular function: protein binding; histone methyltransferase activity.